ACUUGUACUUUGCACUGAUCUUUGAUCAUGUCUUGUCUGUUCCUUAUGGUCUCUCACAACCACAAAUGGUUUUAGUGAUGGAGACAUACCCCUCUCCUGCUUUGAUUAAUCUAUGCCAAAAAAAAAAAAAAAGAAAAGAAAUUACCAUGUUGCUGAAUUUAUAGUUGGGAUGAGGAAGAUCUGACCAUACAAGAGUGGAAAAUUAGCCAAGUAAUGGAGGAUGGGAGCUCUACUGUGUGCGUAACAGGAGGCGCAGGUUACAUCGGUUCUUCACUUGUUAAGAAGCUUUUGAGUGAAGGGUAUACUGUUCAUGCAACUCUCAGGGAUUUGAAUGAUAGCACAAAGGUGGAAUUUUUAAGGAGCUUUUGUGGGGCAGAGGAAAGAUUGAAGUUGUUUGAAGCUAACAUAUACAAACCAGAGGAAUUUGAGGCAGCAAUUCAAGGUUGUGAGUUUGUUUUCCAUGUGGCAACCCCUCUGCUCCACACUGAGGGCUACAAGCAUACAAAUAGGGUUGAUGCAACAGUUGAUGCAGCCAGGAGCAUUGCCACUGCUUGCAUCAGAUCAAGAACGGUGAGGCGGCUCAUCUACACUGCCACUGUUAUGGCUGCUUCACCACUGAAGGAUGAUGGGAGUGGUUUCAAGGAGUUCAUGGAUGAGACCUGUUGGACACCUCUCAAUUUUUCUAUCCUUUACAGCAAUGACUUUGUUGAGGAGUACACUCGAGCAAAGACAUUGGCCGAGAAGGAAAUCUUAAGCUUUGGCAGUGAAAAAAAUGCUGGAGAAAUGGAGGUGGUGACACUGCUCUGUGGCCUUGUUGGUGGAGAAGCUCUUAUGCCAUAUUUAUCUGGAAGCUUAACGGUGUUCUUGGCACAGAUCACAAACGACGAACUUGCCCUAAACUCACUCAAGUUCUUACAAGAGCUGCUUGCAAAAAUCCCAGUUGUUCACGUUGAGGAUGUAUGCAAUUGCCACAUCUUCUGCAUGAAAGAAGCUUCAAUGAAUGGCCGAUUCCUUUGCGCCAACGGCUAUAUCUCGACUGCAGAAAUUGCCAGCUACUACCAGCAGAAAUAUCCUGAGUUCAGCAUCAAGAAAGAGUAAGUUGUGGAUAUUGCAAAGCAUUAUUGAUUUCAGAAUUCUUGUUUCCCAGCAGGCUAAGAACAAUCUGAGAAGACAUAUAUGAUUUUUGCUGUUUCCGACUUUUGACUUUCUGCAGGCACUUUGAGUGUCCUAAAUAUGAAACCAAGUGGGGGUCUAAUCUGCUUGCUGAAAAGGGUUUUCAGUAUCAAUAUGACUGGCAGAAGGUUUUGGAUGAUUGCAUCACUUUUGCCAGGAAAACUGAAUAUGGUGUAUUCAAGGAUUUUCGCUUGAUCUAGUUGUCUAGGAUUUUCUUUUCUGCCUAAUACAAGAAUAUGUUAUGUAUUGAACUUAGACUCAAUAUCAUUUUAUUUCUGAUUUCGCUGGGUAGCCUUAGAUUCUUGGGUGACCUUCGGUCGUAAUAGACGUUGUUCCAAAUUAUUCGAAACGGUUGCGACGGAUCGUUCCUACUUAGCAACGGCUUUUGUAUUACUUGUUUAGAAACCGUUUUUAAAUACGUCUGACUACCUAAAAUUAUAAUUUGAA
Molecule: messenger RNA, 1620 nt
Organism: Sesamum indicum (sesame)
Lineage: Eukaryota; Viridiplantae; Streptophyta; Magnoliopsida; Lamiales; Pedaliaceae
Source: RefSeq, a predicted model, not a curated record